AUGCCGUUUUUUUCAUCGUCUAAGGGGAAGGACAAGAGCAAAGAUUCGAGAGAUGCGCUCGAAAAUAAGAACACAAAGGAAACGUUAGCCGCUAAGAACACAAAGGAAUCGAUAGCCACCUUAAAGCUUAAGUAUGAUGCUCAUCCGGACGGCAUGCGCCGGGCUGUAAGUAUGAAAAAUGUCACAGACGCCCUGCACCUCACUCAUCUGGUGGCCAAGAGUAGGUUACCAUCUAAUAAGAGCUUCAAGGCUUUAACAG
Sphaeroforma arctica JP610 is the source of this 259-nucleotide messenger RNA. RefSeq lists its product as hypothetical. The record is from RefSeq and is a predicted model, not a curated record. Lineage: Eukaryota; Ichthyosporea; Ichthyophonida. The transcript has a single exon. The annotation marks the transcript as partial.